Molecule: messenger RNA, 1392 nt
Organism: Nerophis lumbriciformis (worm pipefish)
Lineage: Eukaryota; Metazoa; Chordata; Actinopteri; Syngnathiformes; Syngnathidae
Source: RefSeq, a predicted model, not a curated record
AUGGCAGGUUGUCGCUGGCGUCGAGUUUGCAUCUGCUUGGGGAGCUUGUGCAUCAGCUUGGUCCUGUUGUUCAUCUACAUUGCUUUCACGGUGUGUUCAAACAUCAAUAGUACAGGCAUAAAAGGUACACAAGGUACUCAAAAAAGUAUUCACUUUGUGGCCUCUGGAAGUUAUAAAACGACAAAUUAUGCCUCUCUGCCGACAACUUUCUGGAAGGAAAAUGAAGAAGCUUUUUGGAACCAACUCCAGUUGAAGCUGGACCGCCAUUUUAACCCCAUCUUGGAUGCCCAAAAUGCCCGGCAGGUCAUUCAUGAAAAGGAUUUUUAUGAUUCCAUUCUGACACGUAGCUUUUUGGAGGUUACAGCCUCGGAUUCAAUGAAGAGAAAAUUUGAGCAGCUACCGGAGCAAAUGCAAGACUUUGUAAGCCACAUGAAACAGCGGGACUACCCCAUCAUCCUCCAGCCUCCUAGUGGAACCUGUGGAGCAGGAGAACCCGAUGAGAAAAUGGCACCGCUGGUUCUCCUCGCUAUUAAGUCAAGCGAAAAGAACUUUGAGAACCGUCAGGCUAUCCGACAGACCUGGGGUAAAGCGGGCUGGGUGGCCACUCACAGGAGGAACAGCACUGAAAAACGCGAAGUUGGAGGUUACAUCCGCCGGGUAUUCCUGAUCGGCAAAGACAAAAAAAUGAAAAGGUCAAACGACGAAAAGCUAUCCAUGCUGUCGAUGGAACGUGGAAUAUACCACGAUAUUCUACAGUGGGACUUCAACGACACGUUUUUCAACCUGACCCUGAAGGAUGUUCUCUUCUGGAAGUGGUUUUCAAACUACUGCAGCAACACUCGCUUUGUCUUCAAGGGUGACGACGACAUUUUUGUCAACAUACCAAACAUGAUUACAUACCUCCAGGACCAGCUGCUGGUGCAACACUCAGAACGCAACAUGAAUGACUUCAUGGUCGGCGACGUUAUCAAUGCUGCGUUUCCCAACAGACUUGAUGAGUCGAAGUACUUUGUGCCAGAGACCUUCUUCACAGGACUCUAUCCCGCCUAUGCAGGAGGUGGAGGUGUGGUGUACUCAGGCCAUCUUGCCAAACGUCUCAAUCAGAUUUCCUCAAGUCUCCACCUCUUCCCUAUCGAUGAUGUUUUUGUUGGGAUGUGCAUGGCUCGGCUAAACGCAAACCCUAUUCACCAUCCGGGCUUCCUCACGUUUGACUUCCCCGACAAGGAGGAGCAAGAACCUUGCGCAUACCAUACCAUCUUUUUGGUCCAUAAACGAAGCCCAAAGCAAAUAAUUGAACUCUCGGCCAAUGUGACAAAGACACUGAAACAGUGUUGGAAUGAGCCACUAAGGAGCUCUGACAAGAAAAAAAAAGGAAAAAGAAAAAAGUUUUGA